Messenger RNA from Bombus impatiens (common eastern bumble bee), 2180 nucleotides. Its product is annotated as ubiquitin-conjugating enzyme E2 Q2. Gene Ontology annotation, molecular function: ubiquitin conjugating enzyme activity. The record is from RefSeq and is a predicted model, not a curated record. Bases 139 to 1287 code for a protein of 382 amino acids. Gene Ontology annotation, biological process: protein polyubiquitination. NCBI's taxonomy places the organism in Eukaryota, Metazoa, Arthropoda, Insecta, Hymenoptera, Apidae. Gene Ontology annotation, cellular component: nucleus. The transcript is spliced from 6 exons.
CUAGCCGAAUUGGUCAGUUGCGGUCGCCAUUUUGUCGGGCAGUCAUCGGGUACGUCGUGUUUCUUUCGGGUUGCUGUACUUUUUGGAACAAGCACCGCCGAAAAAUUUGGGGUCCGGCACGUUCGUUCGCUCCCCCAAAUGGCUUGUUUGAACACCCUUAAGCAGGAGAUUAAAACUCUUGAGUCCGUCUUCCCUAAGAGCCAUGAGAGAUUUCAGAUAAUGUCUGCGAGUGUGGACGAACUCAGCUGCAGGUUCGUCGGUAAAAAUGGGAAGAAAUACGAAAUACACGCCAAUAUUACAGAAACCUAUCCUUCUACACCACCAGUUUGGUUUGCGGAAUCAGAGGAAACAAGUGUUACAAAUGCGGUACAAAUUUUAAGUACUACUACAGGCCGUGACAACCAUGUCAUUAAUCAAGUUGGGAUUCUCUUGAAAGAAUUAUGUAGACUGCACUCAUUACCCGAACCACCCGAUGUUGAACGGUUAAGGACAGCUUUGGAUCCAUUACGUUUAGGAGGAUCGAACGAAGCAGCGGCACAAAGGAUGGAAGCUGAGGAUGUAGAAGAUAUUGAUGAUGAUGAAGAAAGCGAUGCGGAAGAAGACCUACAUUUAGAUAUGGACGAAGGGGAUGCCAAUGCAAAGAGUAAGGGUGAAGAAAUAGAAUUGGAACAUCUUGCAACGUUAGAAAGGUUGAGACAAAAUCAAAGACAAGAUUACUUAAAAGGAUCUGUCUGUGGCAGUGUGCAAGCCACAGACAGACUUAUGAAAGAAUUGCGCGACAUUUAUCGGAGUGACAGUUUCAAAAAAGGAAUGUACAGCAUAGAAUUAGUAAAUGACAGUUUGUAUGAAUGGAAUGUCAGGCUGAUGUGUGUUGAUCCUGAUUCACCUUUACACAGCGAUCUCAUACUUCUAAAAGAAAAGGAAGGCAAAGACAGUAUUCUCCUUAACAUGCUUUUUAAGGAAACUUACCCAUUCGAACCCCCAUUUGUCAGAGUUGUGCAUCCCAUGAUCUCUGGUGGUUACGUCCUUAUAGGAGGUGCAAUUUGCAUGGAACUCUUAACGAAACAAGGUUGGAGUUCAGCCUAUACAGUGGAAGCAGUCAUCAUGCAGAUUUCAGCAACACUAGUGAAGGGAAAAGCACGCAUACAAUUUCAAGGACCAGGUAGUGCUAGCAAAGUGUGUGGUCAGGGUCAAUAUAGUCUAGCCCGUGCACAACAGUCAUUCAAGUCUCUUGUACAAAUACAUGAAAAAAAUGGUUGGUUUACCCCUCCAAAAGAGGAUGGCUAAUGAACAUGAAUCACGGAGAAAGAAAAGUUUGACGCGUGCUUAUGGCUGAGACUUUAAUUCGGUGUGUGCCCAACAAAUAAUUGUUACGAUAAUGAUUUGAUACACAAAACACAACAUUAACUAGGUAAUUUAAGAUACUGAAUUAAUCUAAUGCAUAAUUCCAUUUAUAGCUGAAAAGGCUGCCGCGCAAACAGUGAAGUGUUUGAUUAUGUAUGCAUAGAUUUUUCAGUAAUUAGUGAUUAAAUCGCCAAUCGCAUUUGUGAAUGUGAGAUGUAAUCAUUUUUAUCUGGAAUUGAUUCUUACGUUUGGAAUUACUAAGGAUCAUAAUUAUUCCAAAUAACAUUAAUCUUAGUUCUUUUUUCGUGAGUACACAUGUUGUACGUACGUACGAAACAGUGUAAACAUUCUCUGUGAAAAUGCGUUUGCGCAAUCCGUGCUUCCUUUCUUCCAACAGAGGGAACACGACGAUUAUCAACUUAGAUAGUUAUAUUGACAAUUUUUCUAAGUGUUUUUUUAUCAUUGUGAGCUUUCAUUCGUUCCAUUCUAUCUUAUUAUAUCUUAAUUUUUUCAUCGUGCAAUUCAUAAGUAAGUUUGUUUGGACAUAUACAUUUGUUAAAAGUAGACAGUAAACGAAUCUGAUAUGAGAAUAGCGAUGUUUCUGGGGGUAAAGCGAAUUUUGCUAUUACCUUUUGUAUUUACUCGAUGCUUUCAUUCAUUGAUCAACAUGAUUCGAUAAUGUGAACGAGCACACAACUAAAUCAUCACAGUUCUAGAGUAUUUCGAGAUAGUAUAUGAUUUUAAGAAAAUUAACAUCACAUACAAUGAGGCUUUAGAGGUUAUAGUAUUACUUGUAAUUCUACAUACUAUGCAAAAGAUGAAAAUUCACGAAUGAU